Messenger RNA from Botrytis cinerea B05.10, 3391 nucleotides. RefSeq lists its product as hypothetical. Lineage: Eukaryota; Fungi; Ascomycota; Leotiomycetes; Helotiales; Sclerotiniaceae. Bases 414 to 3011 code for a protein of 865 amino acids. The transcript has 13 exons. The record is from RefSeq and is a predicted model, not a curated record.
GGCUCAAUUCUCGAAUGAUAUGUAGUACUCGUACUAACACUGUCUCCGAGAUCCCCCAUUCACCCUUUCAUCUUUCCACCCUUCCGGGUGAUUUCUCAUAAUGACCUGCCUGCAGUCUGCAGUCUUCUAAGCCGAACUUGUAAUCGAUACUAGUUCCCUUUGAGACAGGUUCUAUAUGUCAGACCUUUGUGUAAGUCUACAUGAGCAUGAGAAUUCCUCGGCUAUUAGCUUGCUUCUGUGUGGUUAGGAAACUAUAUUAGCUCCCUUCCAUAAUUCCUCAAGUAAACAACCACUUAACACUGUUCCUAAGUAUCUCUCUUCCUUUAAACCCAAAGUUUGAACCCACUCGGAACGAAUUGACAAUACACCAAUAUUAUACUGCAAGCUCCCUCGAUCUUAGUCCUUCUAUCAGAAUGGCUAUUCUCAUUCCCAGCAUUUCUAACGGUGCUGUCGAAGAUGUCUCAAGCGUGUCUCCUCAUGUGACAAAGGUCACGGGAGCUAGCCCCAAAUCACAUCACAAUUCCAAUUUCAAUAUCAUUGAUAUUCGCCAUGAUGGUGCCGAAAUUGAGUUGAAGGAUGAGAUAUUGGCAUCUUUGAGGCCAAAAAGUGGUCUCAAAAGUCUGCCCACCCUGCUCCUAUAUGAUGAACGGGGUCUACAAAUAUAUGAAGAAAUCACCUACUUAUCUGAAUACUACCUCACAAACGCAGAGAUAGAUGUCCUUGAACGUUCCGCGGAAAGUAUUGCUGCAAACAUACCUUCUAACUCCAUGGUUGUUGAACUGGGAAGCGGUAAUUUGCGCAAGGUGAGUAUAUUACUACGAGCUUUAGAUGCGGCCGGCAAAUCUGUCGACUACUACGCGCUUGAUCUUUCAUUGAAAGAGUUGGAGAGAACUCUAGAGCAGGUUCCGGAAUUUAGAUACGUGAAAUGCCAUGGACUUCAUGGAACUUAUGACGAUGGUCUCGCAUGGUUGAAACUUCCUGAAAACUCCUCUAGGCCAAAGUGCGUUGUAUCAAUGGGAUCGAGCAUUGGUAACUUUCAAAGGCACGAUGCAUCGGCUUUUUUAAAGAGUUUUGCGGAAGUUUUGAGCCCUUCGGACAUGUUUCUCAUUGCAAUCGAUGCGACUAGUAAUCCAGAAAAAAUCUAUCAUGCUUAUAAUGACAAGAAAGGGGUCACCCAUAAAUUUGUCCUAAAUGGUUUGAUCCAGGCGAACAAAAUACUCGGAGAGAACGUAUUUGAUAUUGCAGAUUGGACUGUCAUCGGAGAAUAUGUAUAUGACAUGCAAGGUGGCCGUCACCAGGCCUUUUAUUCCCCAACUCGAGAUAUAGUCAUCAAAGACGUUCUUGUAAAAGCAGGAGAACGUGUGAAGAUAGAGGUCAGUUUGAAAUACUCACAGGAAGAAACAGCCAAGCUAGUGAAAGAUGCUGGGAUGACAGAAGCUCAGAAAUGGUCAGCCUCUACAGAUGAAUACAAUUUGCACCUCUUAUUAAAGAGCACAAUGGCAUUUGACUCGAAUCCAGACGUAUAUGCGUCGUCUACAGCCCCAACUUUUGAGGAUUGGAAAGAUCUGUGGUCAGUAUGGGAUACUGUCACCAGAAAAAUGAUUCCAAACGAAGAAUUGGUCGAGAAGCCAAUUAAACUUCGAAAUGCUUGCAUUUUCUACCUGGGACAUAUUCCGACAUUCUUGGAUAUGCAACUUAAUAAGGUUACUGAAGAGCCCCUUUGUGAGCCUUCUUCGUAUCCCGCAAUUUUCGAAAGGGGAAUUGAUCCUGAUGUUGACAAUCCCGAGCAAUGUCAUUCUCAUUCCGAGAUUCCCGAUGAGUGGCCACCACUUGAAGACAUUCUAUCAUAUCAAGAAAAGGUAAGAACAAAAGUUAAGAAGCUAUAUGCAAGCCAAGCACUUCCCAGAAAUCUUGGUCGUGCACUUUGGUUGGGGUUUGAGCACGAGGCUAUGCAUUUGGAAACUCUUUUGUAUAUGUUACUGCAAAGUGAUAAGACAAUUUCACCCACUAGCGCUAGGCCGGACUUUAAAGGAGAAGCAGUAAAAGCCAAAGCAUUGCGAGUGCCAAAUGAAUGGUUUACUAUUCCAGAGCAGAAAAUCGUAGUUGGGUUAGAUGACCCUGAGGAUAAUUCUGGACCUGACAAUCAUUUUGGGUGGGACAAUGAGAAACCUUCCCGAGAAGUUGUGGUUCAAUCAUUUGAAGCCAAAGGACGACCAAUCACUAAUGAAGAGUACGCUCUUUAUUUGGAACAGACACAUGAAAGCAAGAUCCCUGCUUCAUGGAUUCAAAAUCAACGGUCGAACGGCUACACCAACGGCACUUCAAAUGGAUACAGUAAUGGAAGUGUAAAUGGGUCAACUUCGCCUCGGUUAAGUAAGGCAUAUCUCGAGGACAAGGCAGUUCGAACAGUCUACGGUCCAGUGCCACUUGAGUAUGCCCUAGAUUGGCCCGUCUUCGCUUCAUACGACGAGCUUUCUGGAUGUGCAACCUGGAUGGGGGGGCGAAUCCCGACGGUUGAAGAAGCUCGAAGUAUUUACAGUCACGUUGACGGCUUGAACGUAAAGAAAGCAGAGAGACAUCUAGGCAAGACUGUGCCAGCUGUUAAUGGGCAUCUAAUAAACGAGGGCGUUGAAGAGACGCCACCAUCACAAGUGUCUCAAGUCAGUGGAAGCUCUCAAGAGCUUUUCACCGACCUCAAAGGUGCUAAUGUAGGAUUCAAGAACUGGCAUUCAAUUCCCGUUACUGCUGGAGGCAAUAAACUUGCUGGGCAAGCUGAUAUGGGCGGAGUUUGGGAAUGGACCAGCUCACCGCUCGUUCAACAUGAAGGAUUUGAGCCGAUGCCUUUGUAUCCGGCAUACACUGCCGACUUCUUUGACGGAAAACACAACAUUAUCCUUGGAGGAUCAUGGGCAACUCAUCCUCGUAUUGCUGGAAGGAAAACAUUCGUCAAUUGGUACCAGCGGAAUUAUCCAUAUACAUGGGCAGGUGCACGACUAGUUCGUGAUCUCUAGGUUGGCUGCAUGCUUUGAAUAUGGGCGUUAAAGCUUCUUUCACCGUUCAACAUGGGAGGAAGCACGCCACUAUCACUCGAGCGAAUCAACUUCGUCUUGAAAAGACCACAAUAUAGUAACAUCAAGGAUAAAAUCAGUUGGAUGAGUUUUGCGACGUUGAAGUUUUCUUUUUCUUUUUCCUUUGGGUUAUAAUGACUCAGAUGAAAUGACUUUGAUAACUAUGAACGGAUUUGGGUAGCUAUAUGAAUUAUUCGAGAGACUUUAAGAUGGAAACAAUCAAAUGAUCCAUUACAUUACCCUGUCAUUUUCGUGUUCGCGGCUAGCAGUUCAAGUUUUGCAAUAUUUUUGGAAAAUGAUAAUAAGUCAAGAUGAGUCUCCCA